Macrosiphum euphorbiae (potato aphid) is the source of this 534-nucleotide messenger RNA. NCBI's taxonomy places the organism in Eukaryota, Metazoa, Arthropoda, Insecta, Hemiptera, Aphididae. The record is from the annotation of a GenBank genome assembly.
AUGAGACGUUUCAUCAUAAAGGCUCGUCACAAGUCACUCCAGCGAAAGCCCACUCAUCAAUGUGACGACCAUCCACCCAUGUUUACAGGAUUCCUUCGAUAUGAAGAACUUCGUGAUGCUUUACAGACGCUAGUCAAAAUAACGCAACGCAUCCACUUCUCACAGUUACUCAAGCUUAUUUCAUCUUCGUCAUCGUCAAUUAAACCUCGUUCGAUAGCUUGUCUCACCCAGUUCAUUGACGCGUCUGGAAUCAUACGCGUGGGUGGACGAUUGUGCCGUUCAUCCGCACCGGAAGAUUUCAAAUAUCCAGUGUUAAUGCCAAAGUCAAGCGCGUUAAUGUUGCUAUUGAUCCGAUAUUAUCAUAUAACUUGUAUGCACGCUGGGCCUCAGCUUGUGGCAUCCUUGUUGUCUUCUCAAUUUUGGAUUGUGUCAGGUCGAUCAGUCAUUCGUCACAUUAUUUUCAAAUGUGUUACCUGUACACGACAUCAAGCGUCAACCGUCAAAACGUUAAUGUCCAUCGAGAUCCUUUUCUAA